Messenger RNA from Epithele typhae, 4188 nucleotides. RefSeq lists its product as uncharacterized. Bases 1 to 4188 code for a protein of 1395 amino acids. NCBI's taxonomy places the organism in Eukaryota, Fungi, Basidiomycota, Agaricomycetes, Polyporales, Epitheliaceae. Gene Ontology annotation, biological process: detection of visible light; regulation of DNA-templated transcription; phosphorylation. Gene Ontology annotation, molecular function: phosphorelay sensor kinase activity; protein binding. The record is from RefSeq and is a predicted model, not a curated record. The transcript is spliced from 19 exons.
AUGUGCUUCCCAGAAGCAGAGCAUUCUAUUCUCCACGAGGUCUACAACCCGCGCCAUCCGCCCCACUUGUCUGAAGUCGUUGCCGAGGCUUUCACCGAAUCCAGCUCCCCUGCGGACAUGAUUCUAGGUGCGCCCGAUACAGCUGGGCCCACUUCUCCUGGCCCACUUCCCUCCUCCGUCGACGAACAAACCCCUUCCAACUUUUCUCAAUCCGGAAUCGUCCAUCUACUUCCUGUCGGGGAGCGCUCUCGCUCCCCUGACAAUUCACGCCCGACCUCCCCUGCCCGGACAUUCAGUCCGAACUCCCGUUCUGGAUCAAGACCUUACUCUGCAAACAACAAGUGGUCGCCAUCUGCAUCUCAAGGACAGGAGUCAGGGCACUCUGAUGACCCAUCACGCUCAUCCUCCAAUGGCCCCUCGUCCUCCCACUCCGACAGCCAGGCCAGCGAUUCAUCCGCGUUACAUGAAGAAUACGUUGCCCCGCGUUACCAGCAUGUAGAGGAUGAGAACGGACAUCAUUUGAUCAUUGGGCGCGAGGGGCAGCUCAGUCGGUGUGAGGACGAGCCAAUCCGUGCGCCAGGAGCAGUCCAAGGAUUUGGAGUUCUGGUCGCCGUGGAGGAGGAUAUAGAGACUGGAAACCUUGUCGUCCGUCAGGUGUCCGAGAACUCCACGGAACUUCUUGGACUUUCGCCCUCAUAUCUCUUUGGGUUGGAGUGCCUCUCGCAAACCUUCCCUGAACAACAAGCGGAUGUUCUCUUUGACAACAUACAAUACUUGAGCGACGCGUCCUUGACUGCGGAGGAGCAGGCCGAGAAUCUCCAUGUCUUCAUGCUCAGUGGAUGGGGAGCUCCCGGGACGGCAUCUGCGUCCGACCCUGUCGCCAGCCGAGAUUCUCAGCUACGAAGGACAUGGACCUGCUGGUGUGCCGCUCAUAGGCCUCACUUAACAACUCCAAGUCGCGGGGGAGAGGUGAACGAUCCAGUUGACAUGAACGUGAUCAUUCUGGAGUUCGAACUGGAGCGCGACACGUACAACCCUCUUUACCCACCUCCGAUGUCCGCAUCCGACGCAGGCUCUGUUGGCUCCGGGAUAUCGUCGCCAUCGGCCUCCGUUUCCAACAGUUCAGGACGGACACUUGUAUCCCAGUCUUCGCAGGAUGGCGCCUCGGUCGCCACCCCCGACACUUUGAGCACGACCCUCAACGGCCACGCUGUCAGUGCGACUGGGGGCAGAACCAUGGCACAUUCGGAGUCAUCGGGUCACACCAUCUCAAGCCAAGCACACUUGGUGGCCGGCGAAGACUCGUGGAUACCCACGGCUGAAGACAUACUUGAAAGCACAACGAGCCGAGCUAGACCUCUCCUGGCGCUGGAACGUUUGCGACGAACAAAGCGCAUCGGAGAAGAGCUCCCGGCUUCGCAUGGAAGCGGACCGGGCAGUGGGCCAUCGAGAGGCGGCUUCCGUCGUCGCCGUGGGACUGGCGCGGUAGGCAUGAUGGACGUCUUCGCGGUCAUGGCGCAGAUCAACGAACAACUGGGCGCUGCACCCGACUUGGAGAGCUUCCUCAAGGUCACCACGGGUGUGAUGAAAGACCUCACACAGUUCCACCGCGUCCUGGUUUACCAGUUCGACGAGGCAUGGAACGGGCAGGUCGUCUCGGAGCUUGUGGAUUGGAACCAGACUCACGAUCUGUACCGCGGCCUACACUUUCCAGCUUCCGACAUUCCUGCACAGGCACGACAGCUGUACGCCCUGAACAAAGUGCGAUUGCUGUACGACCGCAGACAGCCCACUGCUCGGUUGGUCGUCCGUAGCAAAGAGGACCUGGAAACCCCGCUCGACAUGACGCACUGCUAUCUCCGCGCGAUGAGCCCGAUCCAUCUCAAAUACUUGGAGAACAUGGGUGUCCGAGCCUCGAUGUCGGUGUCGAUAAUCGCUUUUGGCAGCCUGUGGGGGCUCGUCGCGUGUCACUCGUACGGCCCGCACGGGAUGCGGGUGUCCUUCCCAGUCAGGCAGAUGCUCCGGCUGCUGAGCCAGUCGAUAUCCCGCAACAUCGAACGCUUGAGCUAUGCUCAACGGCUGCAUACAAGAAAGCUGAUCAACACGAUGCCAAGCGACCAGCACCCGAGUGGUUACAUCGUCUCCAAUGCGGACGACCUCCUCGGCCUAUUCGAUGCAGACUACGGCGUCCUUGUCAUUGGGGAAGGCGCGAAGAUCCUCGGACCUAAUCAGCACGGCCAGGAGAUCCUCAUCGUCGCCGAGUACCUCCGGUUGAAACAGUUCAGCAUUCGCCCGCUCACGAUCAAGGACCCCUACAGCACGCUGCAAGUCUCUCAGGCCGUCACCUGUGACUACCCGGACCUCAAGCUCACGACUGGCCUGGAGAUCAUCGCCGGGCUGCUCUAUGUGCCCCUUUCUGCAGGUGGACGCGACUUCAUCGCGUUUCUCCGGAAAGGCCAGCCCCGUCAGGUCAACUGGGCCGGCCGGCCAUACAAACAGAACCAGCAGAACGUGCUCGAGCCCCGCGCGUCGUUCAAGACAUGGUCCGAAACCGUCGCCGGACGGUGUCGCGCCUGGUCGGACGAACAUCUGGAGACUGCGGGCGUGCUCGCGCUCGUGUACGGGAAGUUCAUCGAGGUGUGGCGACAGAAGGAGAGUGCGUUGCAGACGACGAAGCUCACCACCAUCCUGCUGUCCAACGCCAGCCACGAAGUGCGCACGCCUCUGAACCAUAUCAUCAACUUGCUGUUCACCAUCAACGACCUCCUGGACUUGACUCGUUUAGAGAGCGGCAAUGAGACUUCGUUCAAUGAGCCUUUUAACCUGCACCAAGCGAUCGAGGAAGCGGUCAACAUCUACCGCAACGAGGCCAACAGACGAAGUCUCCAGUUCCAGCUAGACCUCGGGCAUUGUCCGAAGCAGGUCGUUGGAGACUGCCGCAAGAUCAGGACCGUGGUCGCGAAUCUCACUGCCAACGCUCUGAAGUACACUUCGAAGGGAGCAAUCUCCGUCAUGUGCCACUAUUUCGAGGAGCCAACAGGACUCCGACACUCAGGAGACAUCGCGGUGGAGAUCGUCGUCGCGGACACCGGCUGUGGCAUCCCAACGGAGAAGUUGGAGAGCAUUUUCCGGGAGUUUGAGCAGGUCGAGAGCGCACCAGCUCGACCACACUCACCUGGCUUAGGUCUCGGCCUGGCGGUUGUUGCUCGCAUUGUCGAGCAGCUCGGGGGCCAACUUCGCGUGGACUCCGUGAUCGGCAAGGGCAGCCGUUUCUCCUUCCUCCUCCCGCUCACCACCGACGGGUCGAGCAGCGGCCGCCUGACACUCUCGAACGGCUCGUCCACGUCCUCGCUCAUACGUUCGAACGCGGCCUCGCGUGACAACUCGCGCAACUCACGCACGUCCGAGAUCGACAGCCUCGUCGACGCGCUGUCGUCCAGCCACAUGGGCGAGCGGCCGAAGGGGAUGAUUGCGACGGGCACGUCGCCCACGCGCCUGCCCGAGUUGCCGUCACCGGGGAACCGGAUGGAGGCGGGGCGGGUGGAGAUCACCGGGUCCGCGAAUCCGCUGAAGCCGGUGAAGAUGGACGGGUUCGACCUCGAUCCGCUGCCGCCGCUGCCCCGCCCCGCCGCCGUCGCUCGUAGCGCCGCGCCAGGCGUCGCGGCCGAAGACGCCCCCAAGCUUAGGAUCCUGAUUGUUGAGGACAACGACAUCAAUCGCAUGAUUCUGGCGAAGCGAUUGUCUCUCGACGGGCACAACGUCGUGAACACCACGAACGGGCAGGAGGGUCUUGAGAUGGUCGAAACCGACCGCCACUUCGACUGCGUCCUCAUGGACAUUCAGAUGCCUCUGUUGAACGGCUAUGAGGCGACGGAACGUAUCCGCGCGCUCGAGGAGGGCAAGGACUGCCUCGAUCGCAUAUCGCACAAGCUCAACGGACGCAUCCCCAUCUUUGCCGUUUCCGCGUCUCUCUUCGAGACCCAGCGCGAAGAGCUUUACAAGCUCGGCAUGGAUGGCUGGAUAUUGAAGCCGAUCGACUUUAAAAGGCUCCGCACGAUCCUGCGCGGGAUCACGGACCCAAUCCAGCGCGAGAAGGACGUGUACCACACCGGCUCAAACUGGGAGGUCGGUGGGUGGCUGUCCGCGCCGGAUAAAGCACGGCGACUGCCCAUCGUCACCACGGCGUGA